AUAAUCAGCAUGGCGAAGAAACCGUUGGAACUCGACGACAAAAUCCUAAUCGAAUUGAACGGUGGCCGAUGUGUUACGUGCGACUACAUUCGGGAAAGCAAAGAUGGAAUUGUCGUUAGAAAUAGCAAAGAAGCCGGAUCGGAAAAAAUCGCGCCAUACAACCAAACGUUCUACAAAACCGAAGUAAAAAGAGUACGCCUUAUCCAAAAAGCCACACCACCAGCAACACAGGACAAUGCGAUUCCGAGCACAAGUCAGCAACAGCAGAAUGUAUUGAGCGCCAACAACAACGCAACCGGAGCAAUACCAAAAUCACCUCAUGUCGAAACCGUUGUAAAUGGUACAGUCGUCAAAAAGGAGUUCAAUGAACGUGGCAUCGAAGAAAUCCAACAUCGUACACGGAACACCGUUCACAUUGCGCAGCACGAUGAUAAAUACCACAAUGCAAUCAAAGAUUUGAAACAACAAGAAAUCAUCGCCGUUCAUUCGGAAAGCAAGUUCGGCCGUCUCGAUAUGAAGCGACCAGUUCUAAGUAUCUCGACAACAGCAAACGUGUACAUUUUCGAUAUGCUGCGUCUCGGUGCGAUGAAAAAGGAAAUGAAAGAAGUGAUGUCAUCGGAUUUACCGCGGAAGGUGGUACACGGCUCUUCUGGACUGGCCGACUACUUACAACACAAGGAAAACUGCGCGUUGAACAAUGUAUUUGACACGUUGCUAGUGGAUUUCAACCUCAAAAAGUCGCAUGAAUAUAUCACUCUACCAGAAUGCUACAUGAAGUAUUUUGAGCUACCUGAUGAUUUCGUGCUGCAAAGUUUUGAUUACUCCGUUCGUCCACUCCCAAAGAACGCUUUAAUCCGAGCAGCGUUGAAUAGUAUACUGCUUAUGAAGCUGUACUGGCACAUGAACGACAUUCUGUUGAAGCCUAUCUUUACUGCAAGCAAGGAAUUCGCGAAAAUCUAUCCAAAUGUUGAACACCAAGUCGACUUGAUGAUGAUGUACAACAACAAAGAACACCCAGGAUCGGAAGAAAUCGAGCUGAACGCAAUGGAACAUCUAAAUACAGAACUUCAAUUGCUCGAUGUAAAACAAUGAGCAUUGAAUACCCAACUAACACUCGACCAUUUUUGCAUUAGUACAUGAACAUCACCAUUGAUUACAAAAUAACUAACGUUUAAUGUUUUUCACGUAAAUAUAAAGAAUUUUUUUUUUGUUUUUAAAUAUUCGAUAACAAAAUUUGAAUGAAGUAAUAAAAAUGAAUUUAUCAACACCGAAUAAAGAAAGUAAGAAGAAAAAUAUAUUGAAAAGAAAAAAAUGAAUUAUGAAAUAGAAUUUCAUAUAAAAUGCAAUUAGAAUGUUCCAUUCGAAUAGCAUGUACAUUUUUUUACAAAUUUAAAUCAUAAAAUGAAUAAAUAUUAAACAGUAUGAACAUUGAAAAAUCGAAAUAAACCAUACAGAAUAGUUUGAAAGAAACACAACAAUGGCAAUUCAAGUUGCAUAAAUAAGAAACAUUUCUUCACAAUCAUUGAAUAGUCAUAGAAUUGAACGACAGAAUAAUUGACAAUUUGAACCAUGUAUUUAUUAAUACAUCAUCAUUUUGAUUUUGACAUAUACAUAUUUUUGUCAUCUCAGCGAUCGCUAUAUUUUUCGCAUCGAAGCAUUUUAUUUUAAAUUCACUAUUAGAUCCCAUACAAAGCAAAAUUGGGGCGGUUAUCCCAGCAGUAGUUUCAUUGCACGUAACACUUGGAUUAAUCUUAUAGCAUUUCAGUGAAGAAUGUUCAAAAGCAAGGAUAAAGAAUAUAAAAACCAAAAGUUCCAUUAGACUGACGGUAUUUGUAAUAUAUAUCAUAGGAAAUUUGAGCAGAAAAUAUAGAGUAAGAUAUAUAAUGAGUGAAAUUGAACAAAUAAAUAAACAGUGAAUGCAAAUAAUAAAUCGAACAAACCCAGAAUCGUAAAAACCAGUAAAA
This is a messenger RNA of Sitodiplosis mosellana (orange wheat blossom midge), 1964 nucleotides long. RefSeq names its product protein Exd1 homolog. The record is from RefSeq and is a predicted model, not a curated record. Gene Ontology annotation, biological process: nucleobase-containing compound metabolic process. The transcript is spliced from 3 exons. Lineage: Eukaryota; Metazoa; Arthropoda; Insecta; Diptera; Cecidomyiidae. Gene Ontology annotation, molecular function: nucleic acid binding; 3'-5' exonuclease activity. The coding region runs from base 10 to 1092 and encodes 360 amino acids.